Molecule: messenger RNA, 714 nt
Organism: Aphanomyces invadans
Lineage: Eukaryota; Oomycota; Saprolegniomycetes; Saprolegniales; Verrucalvaceae
Exons: 4
Coding region: 160-597 (145 amino acids)
Biological process (GO): error-free translesion synthesis; error-prone translesion synthesis
Cellular component (GO): nucleus
Molecular function (GO): DNA-directed DNA polymerase activity; deoxycytidyl transferase activity
Source: RefSeq, a predicted model, not a curated record
CGCUGUCCAUGUUCAACAUCAAUGGCCCGAGCGGUCCAACCAGUCGCAACGAGCGCUCCAUACGGCCACAAGAAGACAAGAGGACUGCCGCUGCGGCCAUGAAAAGAAGUGUUGCAAGACAUCAUGCGGCCCCCCUCGACCGCGACGUGAACAAAGAGAAUGCUUGCGUGUCCACACUCUUUCAGGGUUGCAACUUUUACUUUAAUGGGCACACUGGAAAUGUCUCCUCGUACGGUGCCGUCGAUGCAACAACCAUGUGUGCAUGAGACGGUUUGUGCUGUCGUUAGGUACAACUUAAUUAAAAUGGUGAAGGCUCACGGCGGAAACACAUCCAUUGUGCAUCGCAAGACAAGAGUCACUCACGUGAUCGCGACAAACUUGAGCGGCUCCAAAACUGACGCGGUACUACGGUCUGGCGGACGUGUUCAUUGCGUACACCCUCAGUGGAUAGUAGACAGCAUCGAGAAAGGGAAACGACAACCCGAAGCAAAGUACGUCGUAUGCAAAGACUUCACUGUGUCAUCGUCUGGAAUGACAUUCUUCACGCCAUCCAUCGUACCUCAAGCCAGCAAGCCACCCACUCGAUCGCUCUCGUGAGUGUACUCCACAAAGACGACGAUUAUUGCAGCGCUAGUGAUUCCAUACCAGUAUCAUUGUGCAUCUUGAAUCGUUCAUAGCCUCGCAAAGUCACUUCAACCCUCGCGGUACGACCGU